This is a messenger RNA of Cutaneotrichosporon cavernicola, 252 nucleotides long. RefSeq lists its product as uncharacterized. Bases 1 to 252 code for a protein of 83 amino acids. NCBI's taxonomy places the organism in Eukaryota, Fungi, Basidiomycota, Tremellomycetes, Trichosporonales, Trichosporonaceae. The record is from RefSeq and is a predicted model, not a curated record. The transcript has 4 exons.
AUGCUGACCGGGUCUAAGUCGACCACGGGAUUGUACGCGCCGCGUAUCAAGGCAAUUCCUCAAAGAUCCUUCCCCUUUGUAAAACUCUUCAAGUAUCCCUCGUCGCUACCCAUAUCCAUCUCCUCUUCUUCAAAGACUUCAACAGUCGCCUCACCUCUCUUCAUUGGAGCUCUUUAUAAACUUGUCCUACCGAGACCAGAAAUACAAACAACUUCAACAUCGCCGACCUUCCAUCCACACAUCGUCAGCUGA